Messenger RNA from Chroicocephalus ridibundus (black-headed gull), 750 nucleotides. Its product is annotated as spidroin-1-like. The transcript has a single exon. NCBI's taxonomy places the organism in Eukaryota, Metazoa, Chordata, Aves, Charadriiformes, Laridae. The record is from RefSeq and is a predicted model, not a curated record. Bases 1 to 750 code for a protein of 249 amino acids.
AUGGGGAGCCUGGGGCGAGGCCGUCGGUGGCGGCGAGAAGUCGGCCGAGGCCGCGCGAGUAUGGCGAAAGGGGAAGCGGCUCCGGGGGCUGAGCAAGGGCGGGAAGCGGAGGCAGGAGGCCUGGGCCGGGCCUGGGGCCGCAGAUCCCCCGGCGGCUGGGGCGGUCCCCGCGGGGCGCGGGCAGCUCCACAGAGCGCCGCCCUUCCGCGGCCUGCGCGGCCCGGCCCGGCGCGGCCCACUCAGUGGCGGCUCUGCCGGCCGCCCGUCUCCUCCCCUUCCUCUCCGCGUCCCCCUGGGUGGGUCGGUACCUGCCGGAGCUCCGAGGGCCGCGGGUCGCUGCGGCGGGGCGGCUUCUCCUACGGGCGCUGGGUGCGCGGAACCGCCCGGGAGCGGGGGGGACGGGGCGCGGCGCCUUUUGUUCGCCCCUGUCAGGCGGAGCGGAGGGGCUGCGGCAGCCGGGGGCUCGGCGGCGGGCAGGGGAGCGACGGUGGGCUGGCAGCAGCCGCCAGCGGAGGGGGAAGGCCCGGUCGGGGAGGAGCUGCCGGCUGUGGGGAGUGGGCGGGCGGAGGGCCGGGGCCGGGCGACGGCUGGGGCGGCACCUUUCUCGGCGGGAGCCUUCGGUUUGCCCGGCUGCUUUCGGGCUCUGCGGAAAAAGAAGUACGGCGGGAAGAAGGUUGUGUGCGAAAGCUGAGGCGGGCAGAAUCGCCCCCAGUCCCAAACUCGUCCCUCCCCAUCCCAAAAGGGUUUUAA